Molecule: messenger RNA, 2148 nt
Organism: Exophiala viscosa
Lineage: Eukaryota; Fungi; Ascomycota; Eurotiomycetes; Chaetothyriales; Herpotrichiellaceae
Product: WD40-repeat-containing domain protein
Exons: 1
Coding region: 1-2148 (715 amino acids)
Biological process (GO): maturation of SSU-rRNA from tricistronic rRNA transcript (SSU-rRNA, 5.8S rRNA, LSU-rRNA)
Cellular component (GO): 90S preribosome; nucleolus; nucleus
Molecular function (GO): protein binding
Source: RefSeq, a predicted model, not a curated record
AUGAGGCUUACCAAUAGUGCCGUGCCAGUCUACACGGUCUCGGGCUCGUCGACGUCGCGGAGUCUUCCUGACUGGCUCUCACAGAGUCAGAAGCGCAAAAAAGAUCCAGAAUAUGCGAACCGAGUCGAGCUGCUCCAAGACUUCGAGUUCGAAGAAGCCAGUCAAUGCGUUCGCAUCAGCGAAGACGGCGAAUGGGCCAUGAGCACUGGCACCUACAAGCCCCAGCUCCAUACACAUUAUCUACCUAAUCUAUCCCUUUCUUUCACGAGGCAUACGAACACUUUGAACAAAACCUUCCUUUUCCUCUCAUCCGACUAUUCAAAAUCCGUACAUCUGCAGGAAGACCGGUCGAUCGAAUUCCACACUCCCGGAGGCUGUCAUGAUUCUCUGCGGAUACCGCGAUACGGUCGCGAUCUCGUUUAUGACAGGAGCAGCACCGAACUACUUGUCCCUGCUGUCGGGACUAACAGCAACGGGAUGGGAGAGGCGUUUCGCAUAAAUCUAGAGUUGGGGCGGUUCAUGAAUGCAUUUGAGGUGGACGUAGGCGGCGAUGACACUGGUGGCGCUUUGCAAGGCGGCAUUGGUGCUGGCAGCGUCAAUGUGGCAGCUGUAGCCGAAGCCAGUCACAACCUCAUCGCUUUUGGUACCUCGCAGGGGACGGUGGAAUACUGGGAUACGAGAUCAAGGGCGCGGGUGGCUACGCUGGCCACGCCUGCCGACCUCGAAGGGCGUCCCGAGGUUACAGCUCUUACUUUCCACAAAUCAGGCAUCAGUACUGCCGUUGGUACAUCUUCUGGGCUGAUCUACCUCUAUGACUUACGAUCUCCUGUGCCAGUAUUAAAGAAAGAUCAAGGAUAUGGCUAUCCCAUCAUCUACCUUGAGUACCUCACACCCUCAAGCGCCACGCGAGCAUCAGUCUCCGAACCCAAAAUCGCCUCGGCUGACCGUCGAAUCCUCAAGCUAUGGGAUGAGCGAGAUGGAACGCCCUGGACAUCUGUUGAACCAGCUGUCGACAUCAACUGCGUGGCAUGGUGUAAAGACAGCGGUAUGUUCUUGACAGCAAACGAAGGUCGACAGCAGCAUUCUUUCUUCAUACCUCAACUUGGUCCAGCGCCGAAAUGGUGCUCAUUCUUAGACAACGUCGUCGAAGAGAUGGCAGAUGAUCCCAAUGACCCUCAGGCUUUCUCACGGACGAAAGUCGGCGAGAUCUACGACAACUACAAAUUCCUCACCUCCUCGCAACUUCGUAUGCUCAAUUUGGACCACCUUGUCGGAAAGACCAACCUACUUCGACCAUAUAUGCAUGGAUUUUUUGUCGCCCAAGGAUUGUAUGAAGAGGCUAGACUUAUUGCUAAUCCCUCAAGUUGGGAAGAGGAAAGAGCCAAGAGGGUUCAGGAGAAGAUUGACAAGGAACGCGAGAGCAGGAUUCGUGGAAAGAAGAAGGUUACCGCGAAGGUCAAUCGCAAAAUGGUGGAGAGGAUCCUCGAUCGUGAGGAGAAGAAUGAGCAGCGCCGUGCCCAAAGGGUCCUGGCUCAAGGUGGUGACGAGAAAGCUGCCGUUGAAGUUACUGAGCCCGAAGAAAAGGGCUUGCUUGCGGAUUCACGGUUUGCAAAACUGUUUCAGGACGAGGACUUUGCCGUGGACGAAACCUCUAGGGAGUUCCAGCAGCUCAACCCAAGUACUAAAGCCGCGCCAGCUUCGAAUCUGGAUCGUGAGAAAGGACUCACGGCAGUUGAAGAGGAAGCAAUCGACGAAGUCCCUCGCUCGGAUGAUGAUGAUGACACAUCAGAGGAAGAGAUCACAGGCAGAUACAGAACGACAGAUCGAGUUUCCACCGCAGAUUACAAACGAAAGCCUGCCAAGAAACAGAAGGGUGGACAGAUGCGGAUGCAGGUCUCAUCUUCUGGAAAGAACUCGACUGUUCGGGCCCCUAUCGAUCGCUCGUUCGGCACACGAGCAGAAAACUUGCAGCCACAUCAGCGCACAAAGCGCGGUCAUGGUUUUGGCGGCACUGCUGGCGAUAAAGUCAUCACCUUCGAGCCUGGUGAUAAGAAGUCCCGGGGGCCCGGAAAGACAGCCACCAGGUCAAACGGUGCACCAAGACAGGAUCGGAGAAGUGCUUCUGGAAAUACGUUCAGGCAGAUGUAG